This is a messenger RNA of Ascochyta rabiei, 1659 nucleotides long. RefSeq names its product LETM1 domain-containing protein ylh47. Gene Ontology annotation, cellular component: mitochondrial inner membrane. The record is from RefSeq and is a predicted model, not a curated record. The coding region runs from base 1 to 1659 and encodes 552 amino acids. Gene Ontology annotation, biological process: intracellular monoatomic cation homeostasis. Gene Ontology annotation, molecular function: ribosome binding. Lineage: Eukaryota; Fungi; Ascomycota; Dothideomycetes; Pleosporales; Didymellaceae. The transcript has 3 exons.
AUGUAUGUAACGCGAACGGCCACCCGGGCAGCGCCCGCCGUCUUCAGGGCCGGCAUGAGGACUGCUGGCCGCCCCUACCACCGCCCCAUGCCCAAGAACGUCUCCGCAAUCGCCAUCCUCCUCCCCUACCGCUCCCUCCACACAGACCCAUCGCACACCAGCACACAACCCACCUACCCCCCGCCCGGCUUCAACCCCAGCCAGGCGAGGAAUCCAAUCCCCGACAAGGAGCAGCAGGCCAUCCGGGACAAGAUCGCCACCCCUCUCGACAAGGACACCAUCGUCCCCAAGACGGAGCCCACCGCCAACCCCAAGACGGUCGCCCAGGAUGCACAAACCAUGACCGAGCUCGCCUCGGCAAAGGCCACCGCCGACACCGAGGCCGAGAAGAAGGCCAUCGCGAAGAAGGAGGAGGCGAAGAAGAAGCUGACCCUCUGGGAAAAGGUCAAGCACGAGCUCGCACACUACUGGGACGGCACCAAGCUGCUGGGCUUCGAGAUCAGGAUCAGCUCCAAGCUGGCCCUGAAGAUGGCGGCUGGCUACGAGCUCACAAGACGUGAACGUCGUCAGCUGCAACGCACCGUGCAGGACCUCGGCCGCCUGAUCCCCUUCCUGCCCUUCGUCAUCGUCCCCUUCGCCGAGCUGCUGCUCCCUGUCGCCCUCAAGCUGUUCCCCAACAUGCUCCCCAGCACCUACGAGGGCCAGUCCUCCAAGGACGCAAAGGCAAAGCGCCUCCGCUCCACACGAAAGGAGGUCAGCGAGUUCCUGCGCUCGACGCUCAAGGAGACAGGUCUGCCCAUCUCGGCUGAAAACGCGCAGAGGGAGGAGUUUGCCGAGUUCUUCCGCAAGGUCCGCACCACCGGCGAGAAGCCCACCCCCGAGGAGAUUGUCAAGGUCUGCAAGAUCUUCAAGGAUGACCUGACCCUCGACAACCUGUCGCGCCCACAGCUCGUUUCCAUCUGCCGCUACAUGAACAUCACAUCCUUUGGCACCGACAACUUCCUGCGCUACCAGGUCCGCGUCCGCAUGCGCCAGAUCAAGCGCGACGACCGAGCGAUUGCGUACGAGGGCGUCGACUCGCUGUCCGUUCCAGAACUCCAGACCGCCUGCGCAAGCCGUGGCCUGCGCACAUACGGCGUCUCUCCCGGCCGCCUCCGCGACGACCUCCAGACUUGGCUCGACCUUCGUCUGAAGCACGGCGUUCCCUCCACCAUCCUGGUCUUGUCCAACGCUUUCGUCUACGUCCAGGGCAAGGAGGCCGAUGCCACUUCGCAGAUUGACGCACUCGAGGCGGUCCUGUCCAGCAUUCCCGAGGAGCUGUACCACGAGAUCGAGCUCGAGGUCAACACGACCGAGGGCGCCGCGACCAAUAAGCAGCGUCUGGAGGUGCUCAAGGAGCAGCAGGAGCUGAUCGAGGAGGAAAACGAGCAGACCCAGUCGCACGAAAACAAGGCGAACGCAUCGCCCAAGGACCACGAGGACAUUGACGAGGACGAUAAGCCCAAGCACGUCGAGGCCAAGGCGGCCGAGAGCAACGAGGCCGAGGCCAGCAGCGGGGACUCGGGCGCGACCCAAGGUAGUGCUGAGCGUGCCGAGCAGGACGAGCGCGCGAGGAAGGACGAAAUGCCCGCGGACAAGGAGGAGGCGAAGAAGGAGUAG